This is a messenger RNA of Chrysoperla carnea, 1106 nucleotides long. RefSeq names its product transmembrane emp24 domain-containing protein 7 (gene p24-1). The record is from RefSeq and is a predicted model, not a curated record. Bases 127 to 771 code for a protein of 214 amino acids. Gene Ontology annotation, biological process: Golgi organization; intracellular protein transport; endoplasmic reticulum to Golgi vesicle-mediated transport. NCBI's taxonomy places the organism in Eukaryota, Metazoa, Arthropoda, Insecta, Neuroptera, Chrysopidae. Gene Ontology annotation, cellular component: endoplasmic reticulum; Golgi apparatus; COPII-coated ER to Golgi transport vesicle. The transcript has 3 exons.
UAUCCGGCCACGUUAGGAUUGCCGAUUAAGCAAAAGUGUCAAAAUUUUGACUGUACAACCUAAACACCAAAUAAAAAUUAUUUCUUAUAUUUUUUGCAAAUGUCUGUUAUUUAAAAGUAAAUAAUUAUGGAACAAUCGUGGUUGCUGUUUUCAUUCUUAUAUAUUAUUUAUUUUAUAAAUCGAUCAAAUGGAGUUGAACUAACCUUUGAAUUGCCGGAUAGUGCCAAAGAAUGUUUUUACGAAGAAAUUAAAAAAAAUGUGACGGCUACGUUAGAGUUUCAGGUCGUUACUGGCGGUCAAUAUGAUGUGGAUGUGUCAUUAUCAGAUCCAAGAAAUAAUGUAAUUUAUCAGCAAGUAAAAGCACAGUUUGAUACACAUACUUUUACGGCAAAAGAGCAUGGUAUUUACAAAGUAUGUUUUAGUAAUGAAUUUUCAACAUUUUCACAUAAGUUAGUCUACAUGGACUUUCAAAUUGGUGAAGAACAACCUCUUCCAGGGCUUGGCGAACACGUAACUGUUAUGACACAGUUGGAAUCAUCAGCCCAAGAAAUUCAUAAAAGUUUAACAUCCAUGUUGGACUAUCAAACACAUCAUAGAUUACGUGAAGCGCAAGGUCGAAAACGUGCCGAAGACUUAAAUGAACGAGUAUUAUGGUGGUCAAUUAUGGAGACAAUAGGCAUACUUGUAAUUACGAUUGGUCAAGUGUUUGUAUUAAGAAAUUUCUUCUCAGAGAAACCAUCAUCCUAUCAAAGAUUAUCAAACUCUUUGUAAUAUUUAUAAAGAAAACCAAUGUUAAUUUUAAUUUAAUUUUUUUUUUUUUAUAGUGAAAAAUAUUAUUUUGGUUAAAAAAAAACUAAAUUUGUUUUUAUUUGUUUUUCUUGUUGAGUGCAAUUCUAAAGUGAAAUCGGUGAACUCGCACAAUAUAUUGCACUCAAUUUUAAUUCUCUGUUGUGAUUUUAAUUUAAAACCGGAUGUGCAAAAUAGUUUUUUCGUUAUAUUUUUUCAUAGAUUGUUUUUGAUCUCUAUAAAUAAGGGGAAGAUUUCAUUCAUAUUUUUAAAGCAUUUUUGCUUAGUUUAGACCAAGAGAGCACUCGGUUGAGUACUUU